AUGGCGGAAGCAGUUCUCUUCAGCCUUGCCACUAACAUACUGAAAAGCCUUGCAUCCGAAAUGGCGGAACUUGGAGGCUCCUUUGCUUCUCAGCAGAUCCAGUUGCUCUGCGGCGCAAAGGACGAGCUCCAAAGCCUUAAGGGCACCGUCCAGACCAUCCAAGCGGUGCUUUUGGAUGCCGAGAGGAAGCAAUGGCAUAACAACCAGCUCAAGCUCUGGCUCAAGAGGCUCAAGGAUGUGUUCUACGACAUCCAAGACUUGCUCGACGAUGUCGCCACAGAAGAUCUGAGGCAGAAGGUCACCCCCGGCAACGAGAUGUCGAAAGCGGUACGCUUUUUCUUCUCUAAGUCGAAUCAGCUCGCACACUGCGUCAAAGUGACUAAUAAGAUUCAGGAACUUAGGAAGAAAUUGGAUCAGAUUAAAAAUGAUAGGAUGUUCCAUUUAGAGGAGUGUCAGAGUGAGGAAACAACGGCCAUUGGGAGAGGAAGGAAAACUGAAAUUUUCGCGCCCGACAGAGCAAUAAUUGGCAGGGAAAAUGACAGAAAAAUGAUCAAACACCUAUUGUUUGAUUCCUCCUCUACCCGGAGUGUGUCAGUUGUUGCCAUCGUUGGUAAAGGAGGUCUUGGAAAAACUGCACUUGCACGACUAGUGUACAACGAUGGGGAGGUAAAAGAACAUUUUGGGCUUAAGAUGUGGGUGUGUGUGUCUGAUGUCUUUGAUGUGAAUUCGAUUAUCAAAGAUAUUCUUAAAUCUGCAAAAGUUGACUGUCAAGGGUAUGAUCAUGAUCAAUUGCCGAGUCUUCUUCAUGAGACUCUGAGUAGGAAGAAAUACUUGCUUGUUUUGGAUGACUUGUGGAAUGAAGAUCGGAAUAAAUGGUUGAAGCUUGGAGAUUGGCUGGAGGGUGGUGAACGGGGAAGCAAGAUACUUGUAACCACUCGUAGCCACACAGUUGCGAAGGUCAUGGAUGCGAAAUCGGUUAUCCAUGAUCUUCCUGGCUUAUCUAAAGAUGAGUCGUGGAAUUUAUUCAAGAAAAUGGCUUUUGGAGAUGGGGUAGAAUCAUCAGACUCGGAACUGGAAUGGAUGGGUCUAGAUAUAGUUAAGAAAUGCGCUGGGGUUCCCCUUGCCAUUAGAACUAUAGGAGGCCUUUUGUACGGCAAAAACAAAGAUGAAUGGCCCCGUUACAAGGUGCAUGAACUUCCAGAAAUACCAGAAAUUGAUGAGGCCGAUGAUGGAAUUAUGCAAGUCCUCAAGUUCAGUUAUGAUCAUCUCCGGUCAUGCCUGAAACAUUGUUUUGCAUAUUGCUCGUUGUUUCCGAAAGAUUAUGUCUACCGUAAAGAGAGGAUGAUACAUUAUUGGGUGGCACAAGGCUUUAUUGAGUCAGGCAAAGGGGACGACAACCUUGAAGUGGUCGCUGGCAAUUACUUGUCAGAACUACUAUGUAGGUCAUUCCUCGAUGUUGCAAGCAAAGGUGACGAUGGUGAGGUCCUGACUUUCAAGAUGCAUGAUCUCAUGCACGACCUUGCCCAAAAAGUUGCUGGAGGUGAAUGCAAGAUCGUUAAUUUUAAUGAAGGAGUUAGUGAUGGAAGAAUUCGCCAUGCGUCGUUUACUGUAGAUACUUUCUCGGAAGAGAAAAUGGUGUCCCUGCUCAAAACAUCAAAAUUGCGGACGUUUAUCUUUUUGGGAGAUGGAUUCUCUACACUAUACUACUGUCACAAAGUUCUCUCCGAGUGUAGACAUUGUCGAGUGUUGGAUUUUGGCAACACGGCUACUCCUCUCCCUCCUUCCUCCUUUGAAAAGUUGAAGCAGUUAAGGUUUCUUAAUAUUUCUAGAAACCGCUUUAUCCAGAUUUUGCCGGAUUCAUUCACGGAUUUGGUAAACUUGCAGAUCCUUAGACUCUUUGAAUGUACGAACCUUCAUACAUUUCCAAGAGAUUUGAGGAAAUUGGUCAACCUUAGAUACCUCCUCAUCGAUGGGUCUAAACCGAGAGACCUACCACCCUUGAGUGAACUCCCUUCCCUAAGGACGUUGAUUCUUAUGCAGUUGCAUGCGUUGGAGUUCCUUCAACAAUCUAAUACUACACGCCCCUUCUUCCCGUCUCUUGAGAGACUGUCCCUUAUCAAGUGCAGCAAACUGAAAGGAUGGCAAGGAAUGGGAGCAUCACCGGUCGGACAAUUCACAGCCAUCCUUCCCAAUACUUGGUCCUGUGGAAAUAGGGGGCUGUCCCCGGUUGAAAUUCGUGCCACCAUUCCCCCGGGUGGAGCACUUGACCAUAUGGGACGCGAAAAAGUUGGAAAUAAAGCCCGAUCCAAAUUGCCCGUCAGAAGCCGCAGUGGGAUCCACAUUCACCCCUUUCUCUAA
This is a messenger RNA of Rhodamnia argentea, 2358 nucleotides long. RefSeq names its product putative disease resistance protein RGA3. The transcript is spliced from 2 exons. Gene Ontology annotation, biological process: defense response to other organism. The record is from RefSeq and is a predicted model, not a curated record. Lineage: Eukaryota; Viridiplantae; Streptophyta; Magnoliopsida; Myrtales; Myrtaceae. The coding region runs from base 1 to 2358 and encodes 785 amino acids. Gene Ontology annotation, molecular function: ADP binding; protein binding.